Molecule: messenger RNA, 4575 nt
Organism: Scleropages formosus (Asian bonytongue)
Lineage: Eukaryota; Metazoa; Chordata; Actinopteri; Osteoglossiformes; Osteoglossidae
Gene: maml1
Product: mastermind-like transcriptional coactivator 1
Exons: 5
Coding region: 1261-4371 (1036 amino acids)
Biological process (GO): positive regulation of transcription of Notch receptor target; Notch signaling pathway
Cellular component (GO): nucleoplasm; nuclear speck
Molecular function (GO): transcription coactivator activity
Source: RefSeq, a predicted model, not a curated record
UCAAGAUGGCGACGGAGAGCUGCUUGUCCAUUGGAAAACAAUAGAGAUAACAGAGACGGAUAAGUUUGGCUCGUCGUCGUUACAUUUUGUUUUUCUUCUUCUUCUUCAUUACUUUGGACUCAAGAAGAAGUCGGAGUAUUCGGGAAGUUGGGGCAAGGAUAGGUUUGGGAAAAAUGGAGAAAGUAGAAAAGUGAAGAGAGGACGUUACACGCAUGUUAAUUCUUCUGUAAUCUCGCGGGCGACAUCCGCAGCUGUGAGGUGACUGAAGCCCAGGAGUGAGGCGAUCUGAAGCCUCACAGGGAGCAGAGCAGAGCUGCGCUUCCCGGACGGCGUCCGCAGCCGCGCUCAGCGGAGCCUUCCUACCGCCUGGGGCCGUAGCGUCGGGGAGGAGCAGGAGGGUCGGUCGGUGAGCCGGUUUCAAACUAAGUUCUCCGGCCGUUUCCACAAUGAGGCUGGAAUAAGAGAGACUCGUCGGGCUUGACUGCUGACGAUCAAUCUGACGGAAUUUCGCCUCAGAAGUUUUUUGUUUUUGUUUUUUUUUUUGGGGCGCAAUUUCCUUAAAUUAAAAAAAUCGUUUAUGCGAGAGCGACCGUGGCGUGUAGUAGAAACAUCAUGUGGACCGCUGCGGAACGAAACUUUUUGUGUUUCUGAAAACUUUUUUGUGUGGAACGUAGAGUCGCCCUCGAAGUUGUCCGGUUUCCAACGAAUGUUGAGGAGUGAAACGAGCGAUAUUUAAUUCAGACGUUGCGGUGUAUGUGUCCGUUUUCGAGCUGCCUGGGGAUGUGAUUUGUGUUCUCGUCUCUUGAGUCUGGACAGGAGCCCGGAGCCCACAUCCCACCACCCGUCUCCACCGUCUCCGACUCGAACGAACCUGGCUGGAGUUCUGCUGCUGUUUUUAAAAUCAUCAUGUUCGUUUAACAGUCUUCUGUGACGGCGCCGUGCGUGUCGUUCUUUUUUUUGGAGCUGAGUAAAUCGUGGCAGGGAUGGCACACGUUUGAAAUCGCAGGAAACUUUUUUUAUUAUUAUUAUUAUUAUUAUUACUAUUUAAAUUAGGGGAAAAAAAACAACACACACACGGCAGUAACUUUGCAACCUCUUUUCCCCUGCCUGUUAUGGUUGUUGGGGAGCGUCGCUGGGACCGUGAGGGCCGUCGUCCUUACGUGUUAACGGGGUAUCCGCAGUGUCCCGGGGUGGCCCGCACUUGGUCAGCGCGCCUCGCCUCGCGCCGUGAUUAAUGAGACACUUGUGUGCGCGCUGACGAUGGCCGACUACGUGGUGCCGCGACACAGCGCGGUCAUGGAGCGCCUCCGCCGCCGGAUAGAGCUCUUCAGGCGGCAUCACAGCAGCUGCGAGGGCCGCUACGACAGCACGGCGCUGGAGCGCCUGGAACUGGAGCGCCAGCACACGUUCGCGCUGCACCAGCGCUGCCUGCAGAGUAAGGCCAAGCGCUCGAGCAAGCACAGGCAGGCUCCGCCGGCGGUGCCCGAGCAGGGUGGGCCCGCUGGAGCUGGAGCCGCCGCCGCCGAGGGCUCCGAGAGCGCGCCCGGCGGCGAGCACAGCAGGAGCAGCACUCUGAUCGCGCUCCAGGAUACAGUGAAGCGGAAGCUGGAGAAUGCAGGCUCUCCGGGUGGGGAGGCGAAUGGCUUUGGGGAGGUAUACCCAAGCUCCAAGCAGUCCUGUCUGGAGGAAAGCCGAGGUGGGGUCAAUGGAGUCCCGCCCACUUCGCCGCUCGAGAGCAAGCUUGGAGUUAAUGGAGAAGCACUGCAGUCAAAUGGGAAGUGCCAACAGGGGGCUGAACAAAAAGGCAGUGCGUUACACCCGAUGGCUCGUGCCCAAGAUUCUGACCUCAGGCUGAGGGAGAUGAAGCAGGAGCCCGUGGAUGACUUUUUGCCUUGUGUGCUGCCCCCUGGUGGAACUGUUGGAAACAACAACCUUCUUCCUGACCUCAACCUCAACGAGCAGGAAUGGAGGGAGUUGAUGGCAGAGUUCGACUAUGACGACAUUGAGGACAUUUUUAAUGAGGGCUUUGAUGAGCGUAGGGAUCCCCUGCCCCAGACACCUGCACCCCCUGACCCGGUAAAUAUCAAGGCAGAGUUUUCCCCUGCCUCAGUGGCCUUUGACCAAGAACCCCGUAGAGCCUCUCCCCAGGUGCGCCCCACUUCCUGUGGACCACCUUUGCGUGUCAAUUCACCCAUCACCAGCACUGCUCCCUCCCCUGCCUUAUCUGCCUCUCAAACUACCAGACAGCUUUCCCAGAAUUUGCCACUGCCUGGACCUCCAUCCACAGACCUGUCACCUGCACAGCAGUUGCAGCAGUUGGCUGCACGGGAGCAGCAGAGAGCGCAGCUGAUGCAAACACAACAACAACAACAACAACAGCAGCAGCAGCAGCAACAGGCUGCCAAGUUUCACACCUCAAACCACCAAGCCAACCAACAGGCACCAUGGACCCAGCCCACACCUUCUCAGAGCCAACUGGCAAGUGCCUACAGCCUGGAGAAGCAAACAAAUCCAGCCCUCUACCAGCAGGAUUUCUCAAGCUCCAAGCCGUUGACAUCAAACUUGCUGAACAAGAGCUCCCCAAAAGCAGGUGCUGGGAGCUACCAGCAAGGUGGGGGGCACACUGUGCUGAACCAGGCCCCACUCUUAGAUUAUGCCAGUACGAGACCUCUCUCUCACUUCCAGGCAAACACGGGGCCUCGGGGUCCCACGGCCACACCCCUCAACACACCCACACAGAACAAAGCAGCACUCCUGUCCCUGCUGCGACAGCAAGCCAAGCAAAAGGCAGGAAUGCCAUUCCGCCCCCCGCUGCCCCUUGCUCAGGACCAAAGCUCGUACCAGUCAGCGCCCCACAUGCAAGGUCCAGCUAAUGCCAUGGCAGCCCAGUCCCAAAGCAACUCGAUGGCAGCGGGCCAUGGCAAUGCAUCGUACCUGGGAGGCCCAGCUGUCUCCUUGGAGCAGCAGAAGAGUUUCCAUCUGGGGCAGCGGCAACAUCUCCUGGCCCAGCAGGAGAAACGGCAACAGCUGCAGAGGCAUCUGACCCGCCCACCGCCCCAGUACCAGGACCAGCAGAACCAGCAAAACUCACAGAACCCCUUCCAGCAACAGGAUGUUUCCCAGUUCCCUGGCUCCUCCCAGCAGAUGAGCGGUAUGGGUCCAUUAGGAGGCCCCAAUCCAGGGGGGCAGCGCAUGUUCCCACAGACGCAAAACAUGAUGGGAGUAGGGGUGGGGCAGAGUGGAGGUCCCACUUCUGUGGCCCCUUCUGCCACUGGCCUUGCAGAUAUGGGGCUUCCUUCAUGUGGAGGGGGCGGGUUAGACAAUGUGCAGCAAGCCCUUUAUAGCAACAUGCAUUCCCUCCCUAGCCAGCCAGCUGUGGUCAACUCUGCCCCCCUGCAGAGGCAGCCUUCCACAGCCAUGACAACGGGCUACAGGCAAAACCUGCUGGCUCAGCAGCAUGCUAAGGGCCAGCCAAGCUCUGCACUGCUCAAGCAGCAGCAACAGCAGCAACACCUGGCCCGCAUGCCAACCUCCAUGCCCAACGCAAUGGCCAAUGGCAUGGUUAACACCAUGCCGAGCACUAACCCCACAUCUGUGCCCAGUGCUAUAUCCAGUUCUCUGCCUACUUCCAUGCCCAGCUCUAUCCCUAAUGCUAUGCCUACUGCCAUGCCUAGCUCUAUGCCCAGUGCCAUGACUAAUGCUAUGCCUAAUGCUAUGUCUGGCUCCUUGACUAAUCCUAUGUCUAGUCCAUUGCCAACCUCCCUGCAAAACUCCAUGUCCACACAGAGCCAGUCUUGGCAACCCCACCCAAGCAUGCAGCAGACCUUGGGGCAGCAGGCUGCUGCUGGCAAUGGGGGCAUGCAGGCUUUCAGCAGCAGUGCCUACCACAUGCAACCACGCCUUCCUAAGCUGCCCAGCAGCACACCUUUCUCACAAGCUAGCCUAAACAACGGACGCCCUCAUGCCACCAUGAGCUCCACCCAAGUUAUGGGCAGCCUUCCUCAGUCGCGGACCAACAUGGCCCUUGGUUCUCAGCCUCUCCGCCCCUUGGCCCCACCGCACAGGGCUCUGGCCCCUGCCCCCCAGAAGCAGCAGUUGUUGCCGGGCAUGAAUGGGCCUGUGCCUGACAUGGCUGCUUUUGGCCAGGUCCAGGGCAGUCAGGUGGGCAGUCACACCAACCUGCAGUGUAGUCAGAGUUACCAGGUGAACAGGACUGCCAACCACGAACUACCCUUUGGGUAUAAUGACCAGUCGGGGAGUAGUUUACCGAGCUUCCCUGAGGAAAGUGACCUUAUGGACUCACUGCUGAAGAGCCACUCAUCACAAGAGUGGAUGGAUGAGCUUGACAAGUUACUGGCUGGUCACCAGUGAGAGCUGGCAGUAACUGGCCAAUCCCUACUGACUGCUGACUACUAGGCGGUCGCUAAUGCAUACUAGUGGUUUACUGGUCAUUUUACUACCCAGUCAUGAACAUGUGCUCUUUGGUUACUGGCCUUGAAUCCAGAGGUAAUUCAUCCAUCCAUCCACUGAACUUCAGUAACUGCUUGUCCUGAGUAGGGUCACGGUGAACCGGAG